Molecule: messenger RNA, 735 nt
Organism: Sphenostylis stenocarpa
Lineage: Eukaryota; Viridiplantae; Streptophyta; Magnoliopsida; Fabales; Fabaceae
Source: the annotation of a GenBank genome assembly
AUGUCUAUGGGAAAGUGCUCCUUCAAGGACUCUCUUAAAGCUCUGGAAGCUGAUAUUCAGUAUGCUAAUACCCUGGCCUUAGACCAUCCAAGGGACAAAGAUGGAGGAUGCUUUCAGAUGAGGAUAUCUUACAGUUCAGCAGCCCCUAUUUUUCUAUUUCUUGUUCAGUGGACUGAUUACCGCUUGGCUGGUGCUCUGGGUUUGCUGAGAGUUCUAAUUUAUGUGACUUACGGAAAUGGGAAGAAUACCAUGUCAAUAUAUGAAAGGAAAGCAAGCAUUAGACAAUUUUACUCUGUUAUUUUUCCUGCUCUGUUGCAACUUGAGAAAGGCAUCACAGAUCUGGACGAAAGGAAACAGAAAGAAGUAGCUUGUAGGUACCAACAGAAGAGUGAAUCGACGGAGAGAAAACUAUCUGAGAUUGACAUUGAAAGAGAAGAGGAAUGCGGAGUUUGCUUGGAGGUGAAAGCUAAAGUUGUGCUGCCUGAUUGCUGCCACUAUAUGUGUUUGAAGUGCUACAGAGAUUGGUGUCAGAGGUGUCAGUCUUGCCCCUUUUGCCGGGAUAGCCUGAAGAGAAUCAACUCUGGGGACCUUUGGAUUUACACAGACAUGAAUGAUAUUGUUGAUGUUGGGACCAUUUCCAGAGAGAAUUGCAAGAGAUUGUUUCUUUACAUAGAGAAGUUGCCUUUAAUUGUUCCAGAUCCCAGAUAUGUGUUCUAUGAUCCAUUUCUGAGAUGA